AUGGGCUGCUGCAGUGCUACAUCUUGUAAAACUAAUACAAAAACACCUUUAACUUCAAUAAGUUUAAGAGAGUACCCCAGAAAGACCAUUCUCAGUAUAAAGUCAAGAGCUCAGAAUUCCAUUAAAAAAUCUAAAUUAUGCCAAUAUAUAUAAAUAAAUUUUUUAUAUAAAAAUAUAUAAUAAAUCUUAAAUUAAUAUAAUUAAGCAUAGAUGAUGUAGAAUUUGAUCUCACAAAUCCAGUUUUCGCAUAUUCAAAGCGCUUUAAUCUAGGCGAUAAAACAUUUUGAGCUUCUGCCUGCGUCAUUCCAGGGUUUGAUCCUAAAGGUGAAAUCCCUAAAACCUGCCAAGACUACUCUUCAUUUUUGAAAGAUGACAAAAGCGCUUUACUAGUCCUUUUCGACGGACACGGACCUGAAGGCGAAAAAGUUGUGGAGCGCUGCGGAGAAAUUGUUGAGGAAUUUUUCUCAACAAGAAAAGCAGAAUUUGAGGUAAAAUGAAUAUAGGAAGACCCAUCAAGCUUUUUAAAUGAGCUUACCAAAAGUUGUGAUGACGAAGUCCUUGGGUCAACUAAAUUUGAUUCUUAUUAUUCAGGCUGCACAGAAGUCUUAGUUUAUUUCCACGGAAAUAAUAUACAUUGUGCUAGCCUUGGUGACUCAAGAGCUAUAAUUGCAACGACUGAGCCGCCUGAAGUAAUGCCUGCACCUACUGCUGCAUGAGGAGAGGACAAAAAAGUGUUGGACGAAGUGAGGAAGAGAAGAAACAGCGUGGUAAAUCCGGAAAUCAAAGCAAUCCAGCUUACAAAAGACCAGAAGCCAGAAGACCCAGAAGAACUGAUGAGAAUUAUUAAAAGUGGAGGAAGAGUCCAAAGGACAGUUGACGAGAACGGCAAUAGAAUUGGACCAUUCAGAGUAUGAGAACUCAAUGUAAACGCCCCAGGCUUAGCCAUGAGCAGGUCUAUAGGAGAUGGCAUGGGCACCAGGGUUGGCGUCAUUGCAAAGCCAAUAUGCACAGAAUACCAGCUUAAAGGAGAAUCUGACUAUUUUAUAGUAGUCGCGUCUGAUGGGGUUUGAGAUGUACUUGAUAACCAAGAUGUAGUCAAUUUUGUGGAGUAUUAUAGAAAUAAAUGCAGGAGGGAAAUAGAAGUAGUGUCAAAUGAGGAAAAAGUCACACAGGAAAACGCGUGUAUUGCACAGCUCCUGUGUGAAGAAGCAAGAGUUAGAUGGUUUUCUAUUGUAGAAGAAGAGGAUGUGCUGAUUGAUGAUAUUUCGUGUGUGAUUUUAGAAAUAAAUGAAAGCCAGUUCUUUAUUGGACAAAGUGAUAUGAAUAAGCGGCCGAAUUUAGAGCCUUCAAUUAGUCAUAUAGAAAUGCAUGAGCAUAGGACACCAUCUUUAGAUGAUGUAAUUUUGAGAGACCCAAGAAGAAGCUCUGUUGUAGGAAAGGAUGAAGAUUUAUUAAAAGAAUAA
This is a messenger RNA of Blepharisma stoltei, 1463 nucleotides long. The record is from the annotation of a GenBank genome assembly. Lineage: Eukaryota; Ciliophora; Heterotrichea; Heterotrichida; Blepharismidae.